This is a messenger RNA of Nerophis lumbriciformis (worm pipefish), 885 nucleotides long. NCBI's taxonomy places the organism in Eukaryota, Metazoa, Chordata, Actinopteri, Syngnathiformes, Syngnathidae. The record is from RefSeq and is a predicted model, not a curated record.
AUGGACAAGAUGCCCCGAGUGCACGCGGGCGGACUCAACGCAACUUUCGUGCCCUCCGCCGCGCACGGAGUCCUCAAGUCGUUGCUGGAGAACCCCGUCAAGCUCCCCGGCAGGCACCAUGACGGUUUUGUCAAGGAUCUGGACAAGGAGAAGAAACUGGAAGAAGAGUGCAGCGCCCCCCAGUCUGCCUUUCUGGGGCCAACGCUGUGGGACAAGACACUGCCGUAUGAUGGCGACAACUUCCAGCUGGAGUACAUGGACCUGGAAGAGUUCCUGUGUGAGAACGGCAUCCCGGCUAGCCCUGCCCAGCAUCCACCACCCCCACCUCAGCCCAUCAGGGCACCGCUUCCACCAGUGCCAGUGCCACCCUCGGUGAUGGACCUCAGCAGCCAUGCCUCAGCGUCUGUUCACAAUGUGCCACCUGGUUUUCCUCUAAGAAACCCCAACAGGCCAGGCCUUCUAAACUUCAGAAACACCCCGAGCCCGAUUGACCCCGACUCCAUCCAGGUUCCAGUAGGAUACGAGCCAGAUCCGGCCGACUUGGCGCUGUCGAGCGUUCCAGGCCAGGAAAUGUUCGACCCGCGCAAACGCAAGUUCUCGGACGAGGAACUGAAACCUCAACCUAUGAUCAAAAAGGCUCGCAAGGUUUUCAUCCCUGAAGACCUGAAGGAUGACAAAUACUGGGCCCGGCGCAGGAAGAAUAACAUGGCUGCCAAGCGCUCGCGCGACGCCCGGCGCCUGAAGGAAAACCAGAUCGCCAUCCGGGCUGGCUUCCUGGAGAAAGAGAACUUGGCGCUCAGGCAGGAAGUAGGCGAGCUGCGCAAAGAGCUCGGACGCACCAAGACCAUCCUGGCUAAGUAUGAAGCCCAACAUGGACGUCUGUGA